Rhineura floridana is the source of this 1776-nucleotide messenger RNA. RefSeq names its product RELT like 1 (gene RELL1). The transcript is spliced from 7 exons. NCBI's taxonomy places the organism in Eukaryota, Metazoa, Chordata, Lepidosauria, Squamata, Rhineuridae. The record is from RefSeq and is a predicted model, not a curated record. Gene Ontology annotation, biological process: positive regulation of p38MAPK cascade. Gene Ontology annotation, cellular component: plasma membrane. Bases 141 to 1055 code for a protein of 304 amino acids.
GUCACUCUCUGGAAGAGGGAGAGCGGUAGGUGGAGCCUGGUGGAGCCGCGCCCGGCUGAGGAGGUUCGGUGUGCGCGCAAGCCAGGCGAGCUGAAGCGCCAAAGAGCCUUUGGACAGCGCGGGGCCCUCUCCGACUAGCCAUGGCUCCUCAAGGACCGGCUAUGCUGCCCGCCCACUCAACUGCUUUUCUUCAAGCGACGUCCGCCCAGGCUGGCAACCGCUUGGCUCCCGGGGGCCCUCAUACCUUGGCAAGCCGCGGUGUAGAAAAUGUUCCAGACAAAUCUGAAAAUGGAACUUCAGGAGGUGGUCAGCACCCUGAAUAUAUUGCUUAUUUCCUGAUUCCUGUCUUCUUCUUCAUGGGACUCCUGGGAAUUUUGAUCUGCCAUAUACUAAAGAAAAAAGGGUAUCGCUGUACAACAGAAACUGAGCAAGAAGAAGAGAAGCUUGGUGAGAAGAUAGAGUUGAAUGAAAGUACAAAUGAUAAUGGUGACACUGUGGGACAAAUUGUCGACUACAUUAUGAAAAAUGAAGCUAAUGCUGAUGUACUGAAGGCUAUGGUGGCAGAUAAUUCUGUGUGUGAUCCAGAAAGCCCUACUACUCCAGGCAGUCCAACUACUCCAGGCAGUCCAACAAGUCCAGUGUCUCCUUUGUCACCUGGAGGUCCUCAGACCAAACAUACUUGCAGAGGACAUCACUUGCAUACAGUUGGUGGAAUUGCAGGAACAGGUGGUUGUAGCCGCUGCAGUCACAAAAGAUGGCAUCUGUUCAGUCCAGCUAAAAAAUCUAAAGAAGCAAGAAGAGCCCGGCAUGGGGAAGUCACAGUGCUGUCUGUGGGAAGAUUUAGAGUAACAAAGGUGGAACACAAAUCUGCUUCUAAGGAACGUAAACACUUGAUGUCUGUUAGUGGUGUUGAAAGUGUCAAUAGUGAAAUGCCAGCUACCCCUGUCAAAGAAGUCUCCAAAGAGGUGCCAGUUACACCUGUAAAACAGGGACCAAACGCACAACAUUGCACUCCUGCUAAGCAAGAGGAGAGAGGGAAAUCUGGUUCGGAAUGACAGUUGGGCAUAGAAGGUUCUGGAGUCCAAUGAGAGAUGGAGGCUUUGAGGAAAAGCACAAACAAAAACUUUGGGGAAAAUUCAAAACGGAGAUACUAAUGUGAGAAAGAUUUGUAAAUGCACUAUUGCUGUGCAUAUUUUCUGUGACCGAAUCCAUGCAGGUUUGGGUCCCAGGUAUUUACAGUUUUAGUAGCUAAUAAUUUAAAGCCAGUGUAGUAAUUUGAAGAGAACUGGGAUACACAGCCAGCAAUUUUUAUAUUUAAAACGUUAUGUGUUUUCACGUCUAAUAAAGUAGAACUCAAUGAAAUCCUUCCUCGAAAGGAUAAACAAUAGUCAGUUUGCCAAAAUGUCUGUGCCGCUGUAUUGCAAUGUUAAAAAGUGCCAUAGUGUGUUAGAUGUUUAGAGGAGAAAAGUCUGAUACAUUGGCUGUUUCUGAGAACAGCAAGUGAGGGGACCAAAGUUGAGCCAUAUUUUGAAUUUAUUGCUAAAUACCAAAGAUUGCUAAAUUAGGCAUUGCUUAAUUUUAUUUUCUUGGUAUAUUUACCGUAACUCCUGCUUUUGUGCUCAAAGCAACCCCUACAACCUGUAACAAGCUGUUUUGUAUUUGCUUCUUGAGAACAGAAAUAUAUUCAUGUAGACAUUUGUACGCUCAUGCGCACCCCACGCUGUCAGUUCAUGAAUCUUGAUAGAUGCUGUAUUAAAUCCUGAAAGCUUCUCAAAA